Messenger RNA from Acanthochromis polyacanthus (spiny chromis), 4803 nucleotides. RefSeq names its product lipin 1b (gene lpin1b). The record is from RefSeq and is a predicted model, not a curated record. Gene Ontology annotation, biological process: cellular response to insulin stimulus; positive regulation of transcription by RNA polymerase II; triglyceride biosynthetic process. Gene Ontology annotation, cellular component: nucleus; mitochondrial outer membrane. The transcript is spliced from 20 exons. The coding region runs from base 181 to 2637 and encodes 818 amino acids. Lineage: Eukaryota; Metazoa; Chordata; Actinopteri; Pomacentridae. Gene Ontology annotation, molecular function: phosphatidate phosphatase activity; transcription coactivator activity.
UGCGCGGUGAAGCGGAGCCGCCAGAGGAGGAGACGAGGCGGUGGAGCUGUGCGUCUUUACGCGUAAAAGCAGAACCAGAGCUCCGAACCAGGAGCUGCUGCUGGAGUCUGAGGAGGAAACGCUGCUGUUUGUGUGGAAUAAAUCUGCGGGAAUAUUCAGAUUGACGAGACCCGUCUGACCAUGAACUACGUGGGCCAGCUGGCCGGUCAGGUGUUCGUCCAGGUGAAGGAACUUUAUCGAGGUCUGAACCCGGCGACGCUCUCCGGCUGCAUCGACGUCAUCGUGGUGCGGCAGCCCGACGGCUCGCUGCAGUGCUCUCCGUUCCACGUUCGCUUCGGGAAGAUGGGCGUCCUGAGGUCCAGGGAGAAAGUGGUGGACAUGGAAAUCAACGGGGAGCCGGUGGAUCUGCACAUGAAGCUGGGCGACAACGGAGAAGCUUUCUUUGUCCAGGAGACAGAAAACGAUGAGGAAGUGGUUCCCUCCUACCUGGCCACGUCUCCCAUCCUGUCUGACGACGUCUCCCUGAUGAGGAGCUCCGGUCCUCCCGUCCAAACUCUGGGUUCUCUGAGCGGAGAGACGAAGAAGAGGAGGAAGAGGAGGAGGAAGAACAGAGCCGACAGCGUGAGGAGGGAGGAGAGCGGAGAUUAUUCAGCCGACGACGACGACGUGUUCAGCAUCGAGAUGAGCUCCGACGACGAGGACAGGUCUCUGAGAGACGAGACAACGGCUUCGACCGGCGGUUCGUACAAACAGACGAGUCUCUACACUCGAUCAGACGGAGAAUGGAGUCCAGUUCAGAGUCCUGGAAACUCUCGUCCAACGUCUCCAAAGAGCGACUCUGAACUCGUCACCAAGUCAGACGGUCAGAACCCGGCGAUGCUCUGGUCCUGGGGGGAGCUUCCUCAUGCUGCCACGCCCUCCUUCCUUCGUCCCGUCUCCAUCCCCGUCUCAGAAAACACUCACUUCAGGGUGAUCAGAAACGAGAUGCUGGAGGAGGCGGUUGCCAUGGAGACGGAGACCCUGAAGAUGGAGAUGGAGACUUCUGGAGGAGCUGGAAUGAUGGUGGACAUGGAGGAGACGACGCUCCGUCCACCCGGGAAGACAGAGUCUCCGUCCAAGAGGACAGACAAAAGGAGCCGCCAUCUUGGCUCUGAUGGCGUUUACCUGGAUGACAUCACAGAUCUGGAACCUGAAGUGGCGGCGCUUUAUUUCCCAAAGAGUGACAGCGGCGCCACCUUCAGGUCGGUCUCUGAUCCGGGUCCCCACAGCAGCAGUUUGUCUCCUCAGUCCACGAGUUCUGGAGGCGACAGUGGAGUGGAUUCUUUCUGUGAUCAGAUGUCCGACCUGCCGUCCAUCAGCAUCUCUCUGUGUGGAGGACUGACGGACAGCAGGGAGAUCACUAAAGAACAGUUUCAGGAGAAGAUCAUUUCCUACCAGCAGUUCACAGAGAAUCCCUCCAUCAUCGACGACCCAAACUUAGUCGUGAAAAUCGGUUCAAAGUACUAUAACUGGAGCACGGCGGCUCCUCUGGUCCUGGCCCUGCAGGUCUUCCAGAAACCUCUGCCAAAGGCCGCCGUGGAGAACAUCAUGAAGGAGAAGAUGCCAAAGAAAGGAGGUCGCUGGUGGUUCAGCUGGAGAGGAAGGAGCAACAGCAGCAGCAGCAAAACCGAUUCGGUGUCGGAUCGUGACGUCGCAGUUUCUGCUGAGCAGGUUGGAAAAAUGACAAACAGACAUAAAGAAGAAUCUUCCUCCAGCGAUGAAGACCACCGAGCUGCCAAACAGAGCUCCGUCCAAUCAGAGGCCGGGAUCGCAUCAGGGGGCGUGUCCUAUAAGAAGACUCUCAGACUGACCUCAGAUCAGCUGGUGUCUCUGCAGCUCCAGGACGGUCCUAACGACGUCGUGUUCAGCGUCACCACUCAGUAUCAGGGAACCUGCCGCUGUCAGGGAACCAUCUACCUGUGGAACUGGGACGACAAGAUCAUCAUCUCUGACAUCGACGGCACCAUCACCAGGUCGGACACGCUGGGCCACAUCCUGCCCACUCUGGGCAAAGACUGGACCCAUCAGGGCAUCGCUCAGCUCUACCACAAAGUCAGCCAAAACGGCUACAAGUUCCUGUACUGCUCGGCCAGAGCCAUCGGCAUGGCAGACAUGACCCGAGGUUACCUCCACUGGGUCAACGAGAGAGGAACCAUGCUGCCGGUCGGCCCGGUUCUGCUCAGUCCCAGCAGCCUCUUCUCAGCCCUGCACAGGGAGGUGAUCGAGAAGAAACCGGAGAAGUUUAAGGUGGAAUGUUUGACCGACAUCAAGAACCUGUUUUAUCCAAACACACAACCGUUCUACGCAGCGUUCGGCAACAGACCCACGGACGUUUAUUCCUAUAAGGAGGUCGGCGUUCCUCUGAACAGGAUCUUCACGGUGAAUCCUAAAGGAGAGCUGGUCCAGGAACACGCCAAGACCAACAUCUCAUCGUACGUCCGUCUCGGUGAGGUGGUCGAUCACGUGUUUCCUCUGAAGGUUCGAUCUUCUUCUUCAGACUUUCCGUGUUCGGACACCUUCAGUCACUUCACCUACUGGAGGGAGCAGCUCCCCCUGGUGGAGCAGCAGCAGCAGUGCAGCCCAGCAGUCGACCAGUGAAGGAACCGGAGAACGAACGAAUACAUGAAAGAAGGAACGAACGAACGAAUGAAUGAAUGAACGAGUAGACGAGUGAAUGACUGAAGGACACGUUACUGUAGGAUUUUCCAGAAGCUGCUUCCCUCAGAGUCGACGGAGCGGCUGUGAAACGUCUUAACGCACUUUUAUUUUUUUUUAAACGGCCUCUGAGGUCGUCAGAUUUAUCUGUAUAUUAGAAAUAAUUUAAUAUAUAAAAUAUAUGAAUAAUUUUCUGAGCUUUAAGCUCAGAUUUUAUCCUGGAGAGAACGUUCCCACAACAUUCUGUCCGCGUUCUGUAUCUAAACAAACUUAUUUUCUUACGUUUUCAGUUGAUGCAGCUCAAAGAAGCAGUUUUAUUGUGUUUGACGAUGUUUUAUUUAAAAUUAGAGCAGAGAAAAGACUUUUUAUUCAGACAAACUGUAAAAAAAAAAAUUAAACAAAACCUGUAAACCAGAAAUGGUGUAAAAAAACUGGUGAAAAUCAGGACAAAUGUCUGUAAAAUAAUGAUACUUUUAGCAGAUUUAACCAUAAAAUGGUUGUAACAUUUCACAGUGAUUUAAUUUAGAUAUUAGAUACCUAAAUAAAUACAUAUCUAUUAGAUAUAGAUAUUUAUUUAUUUUUCAAAAAACAGGGCAAAUCAGUUUGAAAAAAGAAAUAAUUUUUAAAUCCUUAGAUUACAUGAUUUUUCUUUCAAAUAGAGUAAAAUAAAAGGAUUUAAAUACAGUUAAAACUGUAAUUUUACAAUCUGUUGUAAAGAAAAAUCCAGAUUUCUUUCUACAAAAACACCGAUUUUUUUGUUUUUAUUAUUAUUUUAUUUAUUUUAAAUAGACUUUAUUUAAAAUUAUGGCAUGUUUUAUUAAAGUCAACAAAUCAAUAUUUUUUUCCAGUGAUUUUAUUUGGAUAUUAAAUAUCUAAAUAAAUAAAUAUCUGUAUUCAAUGUAGAUAUUUAUUUUAAUUUUAAAAAUCAGGACAAUCUGAAAAAUAUUGACCUUUUUUCAAUCCUUCAUUUACAUAAUUCUUCAUCCAAAUAAGUUAAAUAUCUGUAAAAUAGCAUUUAUUUAAAUACAGAAAAUAUAAACAAAUUUAAUGAUCAAAAACGGAAACAAAUACAUUUAUAAAAUGUAAUUUUUUAUUAUUACAUAUUAUGUGUAAUUUAUCACAAGGACAAUUAUUUAACAUGUUUCUGUCCUUAAUUUAUUUAAUUUUUUACUCAAAUAUCAGAAAACAUCUUUAAAGUGACAUUAAAAUGUCUUUUUAUCACUUAAUUAAAUGCAGUAAAAAUAUUUUAAUUUUAAAGUCAAUAUUAUAAAAGAGAGAAUUAAAAUCACAAUUUUGACUUUUUUAUACGGUUUUUUAUAAUGUGUAAAUUUAAACAUUUUUCUGUGAAUUUAUUAAAUAUUAUCUGUAAUAUUUCAGAGUAAAUUUUUAAAAUAACCUAAAAUUGUUUUUAAAAAUGCAGUUCAAACUGUUUUCUUUCAGGGUUUGUUAGAAAGCCAUAAAAUCAGUUUAAAAUGAAGAUUAAUGUAGAAAAGCACGUUUUUUUGUCUCCUGUUCGAUUCAUUCUUUUUAUUCUUAUGUCCAAACCUCAAUCUGCAGAAAAACACAUUAUCUGUUUUUUUGUGUUUUUUAAAAUGUAUUUUGUAGUUUAUUUUUUAAAGAAGUGAUCCGGCAGCUAAUUUACACGUUAUGUCCCUAAAAAUCGUCCCAAAAUAAGAAUUACACGACAGAAUGUGAGAUUUGGAAUGAAACGUCCAGCUGCAGCAGAGUGAAAUAAAAUCUGGUUUAAUUCUGUUUUUCAGGCUGUUUCUGAGUGUUUUAAGGUUCUUUUUUAAUAAGUUCUGCUCACGGCUGUUCAGGCUUUAAUUCAGUUUUAAAUCAGAGUUUAUGCAGAAAGGUUUAGUUUCCUGAAGCUCUGAACUGUUUAAAACGAGACUUUCUGACUAGAAACCCGCUGAUUGUGUGAAAACUCCACAGUAUUAAAGCAGCGUUUGUCUUUUAUUUUCCUUCUUCGGACCUGAAAAAGGGUUUUUAUUCUGUUUGUGUGUUUGAUGCUUUAAAUAUUCUUUCCAUGAAAGAGCUGAAAUGAAGUCAGUUUGUUGUUAAACUGGUGAAACUGAACUCAAUAAAACUCUACUUUGGUACAACAGA